AGGGAGUCUGCAGAGGCCCUUUGCAAGCCCUUAGUCCUUUGUUGGAGCCACGGAUUCGGGGUCAUUUGCAGCUGAUCCUUCCCACGAUGUUGCCUAUCAGAUGUUCUCACCCUCUCUCUCUCUCUCUGCAGGAGGGCUUCUGGUUGGCAUGCCAGAAGACCCACCUCCAAGCCAGAUCCUAGCGGGAGCGGAUCUCCAGUACUUCAUCCAGCAGUUUAAAAAGUCUGGCUUCAGGAGACCAUUGAACUGGUACCGGAACAUGCGAGCCAACUGGCGGUGGAGCCUCUCUGCAAAAGACAGGAAGAUCCUGGUCCCGGCUUUGAUGGUUACUGCCGGGAAGGACUUUGUUCUCCAUCCUAAUAUGAGUAAAGGCAUGGAGGAGUGGAUUCCCCAGCUGACCCGGGACCACAUUGAAGAGUGCGGACACUGGACUCAGAUGGAAAGGUACCGCAUGCACUGCGGGGGCGGGUUGGCUGGCGUUUAAAGCCCUCUCGUCGUCAGGCGCUGGGGGCCUGACUGUAAGCGCUGCUUGGCAGCCAGCUCUUGCUCCGGCGCCCUUGCUGCACGGAGUGAGCUUUUAGCAAGUCUAAAGAUGCGCGGCGAGGGAGUGGGGCG
Messenger RNA from Terrapene triunguis (Three-toed box turtle), 615 nucleotides. Its product is annotated as bifunctional epoxide hydrolase 2-like. Gene Ontology annotation, molecular function: magnesium ion binding; lipid phosphatase activity. The record is from RefSeq and is a predicted model, not a curated record. The transcript is spliced from 4 exons. NCBI's taxonomy places the organism in Eukaryota, Metazoa, Chordata, Testudines, Emydidae. Gene Ontology annotation, cellular component: peroxisome. Gene Ontology annotation, biological process: cholesterol homeostasis; phospholipid dephosphorylation. The coding region runs from base 101 to 484 and encodes 127 amino acids.